AUGGGGACUGUGGGCAGAGUCAUCCUCCAAGACGGGGAGUUUAAGCUCCCUAAUGAAGAGAUCGUGGACCAUGAACAGCAGCCACAGUUCUUGCCUCGGAUCGUGUGGCCUACCAGGCAGGACGCAGCACACAGCCAAGCCCGGACAGCACUUAAUGUGAAUGUCAACUGGGCCGACCGCAACGAAGUUUUGGCAUUGUACGAAGAAGUCCAAGAGAUAUAUCCGAAUUUGGACCCAAUGCCGCCUUUCCGCGCGGGCAGUACUUCAUAUGAUGAAUGCCCUUGGCUUACACACCUCGCCAUUACUCAUGGCUUGUUCCACCGCACGCUGCAAAAUGGGAAAAGCUUGAACAUCAAUGAGAUGACGGCGCUCGUCCGUAUGAUCACGUAUGGGAUAUUCGACUCCACCACCUUUUUCGAGCCGUGGGCUGUCACUGGUGUGCCUGACAAGACUGGCGCGCGUGUCAAUCCAAAUACUUUCGAGGAGAUGUGGAGUCCGAUCUGGUGUAUGAAUUGGAAGACUGGUCGCUUCGGGCAGGACAUCAUAAACCAAGGCACGGAAUGGGUCAAGGAGAGACUGUGGUCGAGACGCUGGGUCAUUGUGCCCAUUGUGUAUGGCGGCCUCCAAUGGGGCAUGACAAUAUUCGACCGCCUGGAAGGUCAGUUGUACAUCUUUGACUGCGGGGACGACAAGUUGAAAACCGAGAGGGUCAAAUCGGCCAUCCAGUUCUGGGUGACUUUCCUAAAUAUGAUUGGCCAACCGAGCCAUUUUAGAUACUUUGUGCCCAACGUUACAAAGCAGCUUCACUACAACGACUCGGCACUUCUCUGCAUCAGCUGGCUUAUGGAAGUGCUGAGAAAUCAGGUUGGGAGACCAAUGAGCUCUUCUGACGAGGGUGUCGACCAGGUCAACUUCGAGUUCCCAGAUUUGCCAGUUCCAGCGGACGUCGCUGAAAGCUUUACCAGCUCACUCUACCUUCGUGACUGGGUUCCCGAAGGUUGUGCCACCGGAAAGAGCAGACUCAUGGCUGUUCGGAGAGUUCUUCGCGUCAUGUUAGCCAACGAGCUUGGUCUGCGUGACCACGAUGUCAUGACGAAGCAGUACCAGAACCAGACACGUCUAGGACCGCCAAUUCUGCCAUCAGCAUUUAAGCUCCUGACAGAGGCUGGGGGGGACCUUUACAACGCAAACGGCAGGAUGGCGAAGUCAAAGUACUUUACAGGGCAUGGCGGGCCGCAGUUUGCGUUGCCUAUGCGGCGGCCGAUGCUGCCUUAUGAUCCUGAUGCACUUCGGUGCCAUGGUAUCGACAAGCUCCCCGGAGAUACGCACCGGGCACGAAUCCGUCCUAUCGAGCUGACUUGUAGGUCCCAGGCACCAUACGACUGGCCUGAAACAUUCAGUUUCUCCAACAAGCAACCAGUUUCGGACCCGGCUCCGGAGCUUGAUCUGGCCGUGGAUAGUGUUUGGGAUGUUUCUGCGCCAGGAAGCGGCGGCUCUAAAGUCUUCAAUGUGAAGCUGACGAACCUCGCGGUUGCCGACAUGUACAAGGACGUUGAGAAGAAUUUCAGAGUGAGAGUAGAUCAGAUGCGUGUGCGGCGGCUGGCGGCAGAUGCUGACGACUUGUUCCUCGAGUUUACGCUGAGCGUGGGAGUUGAGGGUGGUGUGCAAAAAUCUGUUGAUGCUAGCAUGCCUCUACCUCGAAUACCCGGGCCGAAUGAGAGUGUGACUCCCUCCACCGAGAGGUUGAGCCCACUGUGA
This is a messenger RNA of Pochonia chlamydosporia 170, 1758 nucleotides long. RefSeq lists its product as hypothetical. The transcript has a single exon. NCBI's taxonomy places the organism in Eukaryota, Fungi, Ascomycota, Sordariomycetes, Hypocreales, Clavicipitaceae. Bases 1 to 1758 code for a protein of 585 amino acids. The record is from RefSeq and is a predicted model, not a curated record.